Heteronotia binoei (common prickly gecko) is the source of this 1866-nucleotide messenger RNA. Its product is annotated as zinc finger protein 658B-like. Gene Ontology annotation, biological process: negative regulation of transcription by RNA polymerase II. Gene Ontology annotation, molecular function: DNA-binding transcription repressor activity, RNA polymerase II-specific. The annotation marks the transcript as partial. NCBI's taxonomy places the organism in Eukaryota, Metazoa, Chordata, Lepidosauria, Squamata, Gekkonidae. The transcript has a single exon. The record is from RefSeq and is a predicted model, not a curated record.
CCUUUUGAAUGUUUGGACUGUGGGAAGAGAUUCAGUCACAGUGGCCAUCUUCAACGGCAUCAGAGAACUCACACAUGCGAGAAGCCUUUUGAAUGCUCAGAGUGUGGAAAGAGAUUCAGUCAGAGUGGCAAUCUUCAACGGCAUCAGAGAACUCACACAGGGGAGAAACCUUUUGAAUGUUCAGAGUGUGGGAAGAGAUUCGGUCACAGUAAUACUCUAAAACUGCAUCAGAGAACCCACACAGGAGAGAAACCUUUCAAAUGCUCAGAGUGUGGAAAGAGAUUUAGUAAUAGUAGCCAUCUUCAACUGCAUCGGAGAACCCACACAGGGGAGAAACCUUUUGAAUGCUCAGAGUGUGGAAAGAGAUUCAGUCGGAGUGGCCAUCUUCAACGGCAUCAGAGAACUCACACAGGGGAAAAACCUUUUGAAUGCUCAGAGUGUGGGAAGAGAUUCAGUCAGAGUAGCAAUCUUCAACUGCAUCAGAGAACCCACACAAGGGAGAAACCUUUUGAAUGUUCAGAAUGUGGAAAAAAAUUUAGUGAGAGAGGCACUCUAAAACAACAUCAGAGAACGCACACAGGGGAGAAACCUUUUGAAUGCUCAGAGUGUGGAAAGAGAUUCAGUUGGAGUGGCCACCUUCAGCAGCAUCAGAGAACUCACACAGGGGAGAAACCUUUUGAAUGCUCAGAGUGUGGAAAGAGAUUCAGUCGGAGUGGCAUUCUUCAACAGCAUCAGAGAGCUCACACAGGGGAGAAACCUUUUGAAUGCUCAGAAUGUGGAAAGAGAUUCAGUCAGAGUAGCCGUCUUCAACUGCAUCAGAGAACCCACACACGGGAGAAACCUUUUGAAUGCUCAGAGUGUGGAAAGAGAUUCAGUCAGAGUGGAACUCUAAAACUGCAUCAGAGAACCCACACAGGGGAGAAACCUUUUGAAUGUUCAGAGUGUGGGAAGAGAUUCGGUCACAGUAAUACUCUAAAACUGCAUCAGAGAACCCACACAGGAGAGAAACCUUUCAAAUGCUCAGAGUGUGGAAAGAGAUUUAGUAAUAGUAGCCAUCUUCAACUGCAUCGGAGAACCCACACAGGGGAGAAACCUUUUGAAUGUUCAGAAUGUGGGAAAAAAAUUAGUGACAGAGGCACUCUAAAACAGCAUCAGAGAACGCACACAGGGGAGAAACCUUUUGAAUGCUCAGAGUGUGGAAAGAGAUUCAGUCGGAGUGACCAUCUUCAACGGCAUCAGAGAACUCACACAGGAGAGAAACCUUUUGAAUGCUCAGAGUGUGGAAAGAGAUUCAGUCAGAGUAGCCAUCUUCAACUGCACCAGAGAACCCACACAGGGAAGAAACCUUUUGAAUGUUCAGAGUGUGGAAAGAGAUUCAGUCACAGUGGUGAUCUUCAAAAGCAUCAGAGAACCCACACAGGGGAGAAACCUUUUGAAUGCUCCGAGUGUAGGAAGAGAUUCAGUCACAGUGGCAGUCUUCAACGGCAUCAGAAAACCCACACAGGGGAGAAAUCUUUUAAAUGUUCAGAGUGUGGAAAGAGAUUCAGUUUCAGUGGCACUCUAAAACUACAUCAGAGAACCCACACAGGGGAGAAACCUUUUGAAUGCUCAGAGUGUGGGAAGGGAUUCAGUUUCAGUGGUAGUCUUCAACGGCAUCAGAGAACCCACACAGGGGAAAAAUCUUUUAAAUGCUCAGAGUGUGGAAAGAGAUUCAGUUUCAGUGGUAGUCUUCAACGGCAUCAGAGAACCCACACAGGGGAAAAAUCUUUUAAAUGCUCAGAGUGUGGAAAGAGAUUCAGUCGGAAUGGCCAUUUUCAACGGCAUCAGAGGACCCACACGGGAGAAACCUUUUGAAUGCUGAGAGUG